Messenger RNA from Penicillium alfredii, 1533 nucleotides. RefSeq lists its product as uncharacterized. The record is from RefSeq and is a predicted model, not a curated record. NCBI's taxonomy places the organism in Eukaryota, Fungi, Ascomycota, Eurotiomycetes, Eurotiales, Aspergillaceae. Gene Ontology annotation, biological process: small GTPase-mediated signal transduction. The coding region runs from base 1 to 1533 and encodes 510 amino acids. The transcript is spliced from 3 exons. Gene Ontology annotation, molecular function: guanyl-nucleotide exchange factor activity.
AUGCAAUUCAGCCCCGGGGCAUUCACCUUCGAGCCUCCCAAGAAGAGCCCGUUUUUGUCCGGGAAUAGGGCUCAGUCCACUAGACCCGACAUGUCGCGGAUCCUCGCGAGCAGAACCGUGCCAUCCAAACCAGGCCCGUCGUACCAGUCCCUCUUCCAAGCCAGCGCCGAGAUCCCGCGCUUCUUUGUCUCGUACCGCUGGUGGGAGGACGAAGCAACGACAAUCCUGUGGGCAUUUAAUGUACAAGAAAUCAGCCGUGUGAUUCGCUAUGGCUUAUUCCGCGACGAGAACUUCCCGCGCAGCUCGCUGCUAAGUCGCAAUGCAGACACCAUCGAUGCGUUCCUGGUUGCGUUAUCCGAUCCUCGCGAGCACCAGCUGCUUGCCACUCUCUCUCAUAUGCAGCGCGUCGAGGAGAUCCUGCGCCGGUCGAGCAUUCCCGCGUUUCAGCCUGUCCCUUGGUCAUGGCUCCCGCCGCCACCGACCCUGUCCCUCGAUGCGCGCGCGAUCGCGGCGGCCAUCGAAGCCGAGAGUCAUUUCCAUUUUACCCAGAUUGCCUUUGAGGAGAUUGUGCGCUGCUCGCUCGGGUACAAUGCGGCAUCGGUCGACUGGUUCCUGCAGCAGCAUACUGCGUUUCAUAUCCAUCUGGUAGAUCAUCUGCGCAUGUACCCAGAAGACAUCCCGCUCUAUGCAGAAGUAGAAAAGCAUCUACGACCCGCAAGCCCCUUCGCGCACCGAGCCGUGCUCCAGUGUCUGCGCGCCGUUCGGCCUAGCGGCAACCGCGACAUGCCCACGCCAGCGCCCGGCUUCGAGUUUAUCACCGGACCCAUUCAGCGCCUGUUCAAAGACCAGCCUCCGAGCCUGACCACGAUCCUGAAAAUGUUCAGCGUGCUCGGGGUACGAUUCCGACGACAGUACAUCCACACGCCGACGAUGGAUUGGAGAGUCAAGUUCAACACCGACAUCCCGUUUCUGGAAGAUUGCCUUACCUCGAUGUCGGCUAUGGACUUGGCCCGCACGCUGACGAGCACGGACGAGAUCGACUUCGCCAGCUUGUCGCGGCAGAACAUCCUCGCCGAGGAUGCAUUGGUCGUGCGAUUUCUGGCGGAUUGGCGAGCCCUGAGCGGGUCAGUGUGGGAGUGUUGCUCGGCACUACCUGAUCUCAUUCCAUAUCUCCAAGAGUGCGCCCAGAUUCUAUAUACCACGCGAAACUACCACUCCCUAACAGCCUUCCUGGACGGCCUCCACAAAUACAGCAUCUCGACCGUGCGCGCCCCCAAUAUGGGCCCGAGCCCAGGCAUCGGGGGCAACAGCAGCACCGGCACCAGCACCGUAAUCAUAGACCCUAUCAUCCCCGCCGAUCUUCUCUUCCUCAUAGACCCAGCCCAAAACCACACCGCCUACCGCCAGCACUACCGCCAACACCCCGGCAUCCCGUUUCUGAUUCCUCACAUCCGCGACUACAAGCAGCACGGCGAGCCCGCACUCCAGCCCCUGCUCCAGUACAUGCAAAGCAACCUGGCGUUCCGGCGAUGA